ACACACACACACACAAGCCACAUGAAUGUAUCCUGCUGAGGCGUUCAGGGCGCCUCGGACAAGCCGCCAACGCGCGAGUCUCCUCGCUACUGGCGGGAAACGACGCAACUUUUCAUGCCGGGAAGUGAGACGCGCGGGUGUGUGUGUGUGUGUGUGUGUGUGUGUGGAGCCAGCGGCGCCACCUAGCGGCGGACACGCAGCAUCGCGCCGGAGCUGCUCCACUGUACGAUUAUGAAAACACCCGCGCCAAUGUUGUUGCUCCUCGGACGGGGCUCGUAGCUUUUAACGCCUUAUCCGCGCCACGUCGUCGGUCGGCGCCGUUGAUCUUCGCGCGAGCCGGCGGAGGAGAAGCGGGGAUCAAGAUCGGGACAGCGACACCUUCGCCUCCAGCGUCUCCCCGCGCAGUUUGCUCCCGGACUUGCUUUCUAAGGCGGCGUUUUGCGAGCUCAAGCCCAAAGGAGAAGUUGCCGGAUGAAGCUCAACUGUCCUUAGACGGAAGGGGUUUUCUACAAUCCCGUCACUUCACCUGCGUUAGAAUCCGCCCCCCCCCCCACCUUUUCGGUUGGGUGAUAGCUCUCUCUCCCUCCCCUCCCCCUGACUUCUCUGAUGGACCAGAGAAUGAAGGGGGGUACCCCUCCGGUCACCGACUCCACUCUGGACGCCUCCCCUGCACCUGAGGAUUUGGAGCAGGACCAAGAGAAAAAAAAGCGCAGGGUAGAGGCGGAGGAUUCGAGGAAAAAACGAGAGGGGGAGAAGGGGGCAGUACUGGAGUUGCUCAUCGAGGGGCGCUGCGGAGGCGCGGGGCAGGAGCCGCUUCAGCUGUGUGGCAAAGACGCGAGCGGCCCUGACGGGAACGUGCGACUCCGGAUCGGGGUCCAGGCCAAGCGCACCAAGAAGCCGCCCAAGAUCUUGGAGAGCUACGUCUGCAAGCCCACCAUCAGAACCUACCAGAGACAAGUCCGAGGGGGGUCGCUGGCCAGCAGGAGCAGCUCUGCGCUGGACGGAGCAAACAGAGACAACUUCUCCAGCUCUGACGCUGUUCAGACCGCGUCCAAACAAACCGCAUCUGUUGCCUCGGCUCCUCUUUUACCACCAGCAUGCAGCGCGGCUUCCGCCUCAGCCAUUGCCAGCUCGGGUACCAGGUCCACCAAACAGGUUCUGCUCAAACCGGCCGCUAACACGGAGUCAACUUCCAGCUCGUCUGAGAGAGUAAAAAUAGAGAAGACUCAAAGCGUCCUUGACCAGCUAGUCACUGCGGGUCUCAAACCUUCGUCGCCCUCAACAGACCAGAAAUCUUCAGCUACGCCCUCCGCGACAUGCACCGAAACUCCGCCUGAAAGGGAGAUCAACAAGAAACACAAUGGUGCGGUGCAGACUAAGAAACAGAAGGGUCUUUCGAAUGGGAGAUGCUCCGAAGACAACCUUGGAGACACCACACAACUCAAAGGAGGGAAACACAGGAGCUCUUCCCCUGUUCCUUCUGCGGACACGCCCGCCACACCUCCGAGUUCCUCUCAAACAGAGCUCCGUUUGCCGCAAAAAGGUAGCUCUCCUCCGACAACAGCAAAAUCUAAAUCCUUCCCUACUUUGGAUAGGUCCGUCUCACCAGUUCGGGAUCCUUCACUACCCUUCUCCAAAGACCAAAAGAGAGACAAAGAGCGUAUGAUAAGGAAAGAGAAACGGAAAGCCAGAAAACCAAAAGGAGAUGGUCUGGAAGUAAAGAUAGUGAAAGGUGAUAGCAGAAAGGAAGAAAUGAAAAAGAAGAAAAAAGAGAGCAAAUCAAGGCACAUUAAAGAGCAAUUCAUGUCUGACCAUAAAGGUGGUGAGGAACUAAGGACUGGAGAAAAAGCCGAGAAACACAAGGAUAAGAUCAGAAAAGAGGACACCAAAUCGGGCAGCAGGGGUAAAUUACAUAAAACACAAGAAGGAAGAUCAGACAUGAGAGAUAUUACCGUACUGCAAGCAACAACUUGCGACGGCAGCAAGUCAAAAGAGAAAGAAGUCUCCAGACAUUCAACUGAGCCACCCAAACAUCCCGUAUUGUCUGUUCUCCCUCCUCUUUCUCCCCAAUCUUAUCCCCGGGAGCAAGACAGCAGACCGCUUAAGAAACGCAAAGCUAGACGGCCAAGCUGGACAAAGCUGGUGCAUCGGGCUCAGAGGGCUGAAAAUCAGGACGAUGAUUCUCAAACCAUUGUCUGCCAGAAUCCCAAGGCCACAAAUCAGCAGACUGAAGAGCUGACUCCCUCUUGUUUCCCAACCAACAACUCCCCCUCCGUGUCUUCCUCAAUUAAACCAUCAUCCCCAAAACGAAAUCACUCCACAUUAGAACCCAACCCGCCUGCUCCAAAAAGCCCUGCGACUCCCACCAGAAAAAGGGGCCGCCCUAAAUCCCAUUCCAUGAUGUACAACGAACCUCCUCUUCGACUUUCACCUGAGGAGAUCGCCUUUCUAGGGUGUGACAAUGUUCCAAGAAGCCCCAUACUAGAGUCCAGCCCGAAAAGACGAGGGCGUCCUCGCAAACAACCUUUGAGUCCAACAGACGUCACAGAUGAUGGCACAGAUCCUCAUCCUUCUCCUGAAAAGGGAAACAAGCAGUUAAAGAUCAAGAAGCUGAUUGAGGAGAGAAAGAAAAAAAAGAAGAGGCGGCUUCAGAAGGUGAUGAUGACCAGCUACACAGGGAAGGAGAGCAGAAGAACUAAAGGUGCAGACAACAAUCCAAGAACAUACAAGUCGACUGAACCUGCAAUAGUACCCACGCUCUCUGCCCUGUCCUCCUCCUUUGGGGCCAAGCUGGGCCCUCAGAUCAAUGUCAGUAAGAGAGGAACCAUCUACAUGGGCAAGAGAAGAGGGCGCAAGCCUAAAGCACAAACGACUCAUAUGAAAUCCAACAGUUUCACUCAAUCGUCUUUGUUUAACCAGCCCACAGAAACCUCUCUCUUUACGUCUCACCAGUCCCAGCCGCCUCUCGCCCACCCGUUUCCCUCCCCAUCUCUUACACACUCCAGUGGGGCACAGAGUCCUUACAGUGAGGGAAGUGUCACCGAACCAACAUCUACUUUGGUCUUUCCUCCCCUGUUCUCUCUACCGUCCCCGUCGUCUUCCUGCACUUCACCUAGACCCCUAUCCUGCUCCUCCCUCUCCCCCUUUGUAAAGAAGAGUUGUCCAUGCCAGGGCAGGCACAACUUCCCUUUUCAUCAGUCGUCAUGUAAGCUCUCUUCUCACACCCCUCCACUCCAUCCGACUCCCGGCUCCCCAGGCCACCUUAAAGACCCGACACCGUCCCCCAGGAGUGAAUCUCACAGUGAGGAGACUUUGCCUAGUGAUAGUGGAAUUGGAACUGAUAACAACAGCGUUUGUGAGCGGGCGGAGUUUAGGGGUGGUAGGCUCAGGUUGGGUCAAGCAUCAGGAGCAAUUCUAGGUGGUCCGAAACAUGCUUCUCUUGGGGACAGCUCCUCUCGUUUUGUUAUGGCCAGACUCAAGAAUCCAAUCAGUAACUCAUCAACCAUGGAGCGACACCGGCAUAGGCACAAGCGAAGGGAUUACAGCUGUCCCACUUCAUGUUCUUGCUCGUGCCCCUACCCUGGACACAAGUGCACUCAUUCAGAAUACUUCCCUUGCCUUGGUCACAGUGCACUGAAGAAACAGAAAAAUAAACACAAAAAGAAACACCAGCAGCUGCUCAUGCAGGAUCCAGAGUUUCUGUCUGAACUGGAAGAGCUCAUCAGUCAAUUCAGUGACAUCCACAUUGGUCGAAAAGGCUGGGCAAGGACGGAACUGGCACAGGGUUUUGACGCAAGUGGGAACACACUUGUAGGAAGGCGCCAUCACUCCUCACAUUCUCACCGCUCCAACGUAUUCAGGAUCAAUCUGAAUGGCUUCUAUUCUCCUCACCCUCCGUCUUUUGCUGCUAAUCCAACCUUCCCCCCUCAGCCUUUCUACCCUUGUCAGCCGGCGCAUUGCAACAGAAAGCCAGAGCUCAGGCAGUGUGGCUGCCCAUCGAAGUUCCAGGAGAGCAUUGAGAAUAUGAGCUUCUACAGCAGCUACCCUCCGGCCACAACACUUUACCACCACCUUCCCGGUUCAUACCCACUUUCCUCUCCUCACCAGUACGCACCGCAACAGCCCCAUCAUGCCCACUUCCUCCUCAACCCAGCCAGGUUCCACAGGCGGAGGAGCAGGCUGCUGAGGGAGGGAGCUUUAGUGAGUGACAUUGAAGGGAGUGGAGGGGGCCUCAACUUAGGGUACACAUCAAGCCUUCCGUGCAACUGCGGGCAGAGUGAACACAAACAUAAACAUAGGCAGAAGCCUUGUGAACGAAACGUAAAUGACGAAGCGUUACAUGAUCGCGAAGAGGGAGAAGUGGUGGCGAGAGAGCGGUUUUCUGGUUUAAAGUCAAGGUUAAGUUUGAGGCAAGGAGGAGGAAAAAAAGGGACAAGACGAAUGGACGGCGUGCUGUCCAAAGAGUCACCUUGGCUACGUGAGAAUGGAAAUAAUUCCUUCUCGGUUGGCACAUCAUCAUCUUUGUCAGAGAGCUCUAGACCUGCGUCUCUUUUCUCAGUGGGACUGGGCUCCUCUCACUUGUCUUUGUUUGGGGGAGGGUGGGGUGGCCUUGGCCAGAGUUGGACCAAACCUGGGGGUGCAACAUUCCCAAACUCCGGCUGGGGAUCUUUCAGAGGACAUACAAGUCGAACGAUCCUCUCCGAGCAAGAAGACGACGAUGCGGAAGACAUUGACUCCGGUCACCUGAACAGGACGUCCCCUUCCCUAACGCACACCAACCUGUUUACGUCAUCCGCCGCGACGACCCGAGAACGUGGCUUGAGAAGCGGGCCAGCCAGUAGAAACCUGGGGAGAGAAGGCAGGCUAUGGAGGACGGACCAGCCGGCAUGGACGGAAAGGAGAGAAGCAGGCUUACAAGGUGACUCAAGAAGCCGCCGGAAGCUCCAAGGUGGGCCGGCAGCCCGCAGGGCGGACGGGAAAAAUAAAAGGAGACCGGGGCGACCCAGAAAACAGCCUCUGCACUCCGCUUUGUCGUCCCCCGACCUCUCGCCCGAUGAUGGUAACAAUAGCGACGUCCAGGAGAGGCGGGAGGGGGACGGGCCGCGGCGAGACGUCGACCCGGUGCAGCAGGUGACGGAUUCUGAGCUGCAGGCCAAGCGGAAGCGAGGACGGAAGAGAAAACACGACGCCUCUCCCUGUCGUCGAAGCGUCGCAGAGGAGGAGCCUGAAUGUCUCCACACACGCGACGGAGCUUUCGGCCCUUCCGCCGCCGAGCUGCCCGCGUCGCAAACGGUCGGCGUCCAAAGAGACAAGCGGGACGACGGUCCUCCGUGGAAGACGUUUUUGAGGGCGGGUCUUUACUCUGACGAUUACAAAACUACAGAUCCCCCCUCCCAGUUGUUUUCCAGAGGAAGUGCGGAAUACAAAGCAGGGGAGCGUGAACACAGCCUUUUACCUGCGCCCAUCCAUGUUGGGAAGUACUUGAGGCUGAAGAGGAUCCAUUUCCAGUUGCCAUACGAUGUCAUGUGGCUUUGGCAGCACAACCAGCUUCAAAAACAACCCAACUUCCCGCUGAAGAGGAAGCGGCGUUAUUGCCGACUAAAGGACAGGAUGCUACCCUUUCAGCACACAAUGGAGGAGGGCCCCACUGACCUGGCCAGCCUCUUCCCUCACCUCGACAUGGAGCCUUUGACCGACAGCGAGCGGAGCUUUGUGGUGACACAUCGCGUGUUCCUGGUGAGGAACUGGGAGCUGGUGAGAGAGCGACAGAUCCGACUGAGGACGGAGCGCAAGCCGGAAAGGGACGGCGAGGCGGAGGAGAGGGACUGGCGCUUUGUUUGCGGGGACGGAGCCGGUGGAGACGACCACAUCAAGUCAGAUGUACCAGUGGGGGUGGUGGAGGUGACUGUUUCCACCAGCAGUGACCCCCAACACCACGAGAGCCCCGACACCCCCAGCUCCCUCGCAGCCAGCCCCCGCCCCACGGACAGCCAGGACGGAAAGGAAGGAGAAGACGAGGAGGAGGAGGAGGAGGAGGAGGAGGAGGGGGGCAGCGUGGAAGACAAAGUCGGAGAUACCAGCAGAGAGCAGAGGAGAAAACGGCUCAACGAUUUACUUUUGACCCUUCAGCAUUCAUAAGCUAACACACAGAGGUGUGAGCACAGACAGGAAAAAGAGGACCAGUCCCCCGCCGGGACACAUGUACAGGUGCUGCGUGGACAUUGGGAGAGGAUCAAUUAAAAAAAAAAAAGCAAGAAAGACACCAUCAUGACACGCUGUGGCAGAUGUUGAAUCGAGCGUUUUUGAAGGAUGAAACCAUGGCAACAUCUUUUGUCCAAGCAGCAAAGGAUGAAAGCGAGGCAAGAGAAUGCGAGCGAGCGGAUCACGGAAAAACAGACCAGCUGAAAAUGAAAUUUGCACUAAAGACACUAGAGACUGUGUGGAGGUUCAAAAGACACACCUCCACAAGCAAAGUGCGCGUAAAGACUGAGCCGAGUGAAACCCGGACGCUUGUGAAGCGAUAACUAGGUCAGAAAGGAAACUUCCAAAGUCACAUUGCACCUUGAGGAAGGGGAAAAAGCUCUUCUAUUUACUCUACCAGACAGCGAACACAACGCGGGGGGUGUUGACGUCGCUGCAAAAAUAAUUUUAAGAAAGAUAAUAUUUUUGUUGUGCCGUCUUCUAAAGGACUCAACGAACACGGGGAAUGUUGAACUAUUUUCAGUAUUGCUUCCUGAGGGUGAAACGUGUCUUUAUUUCCAUCAGAUUGCCUUUGAGAAUGUUUUAUUGACAAUCAGAAUGUCCCAGGGGAGUGAGAAAUGACAGGAUGCGGUUCUAAGUACGGUGGUACCUCGGUUUUCAUUAAUAAUCCGUCCCGCCGAAACCCAAACCGUACAACAACCAACACAAUUAUUUCCAUAGGAAAUAAUAUAAGUACACCCAAUAAUGUGAAGACGAAACACAUUUUAUCAAAAAUAAUUAUAGAGAUUUACAUGCAGAAAACAAUGUGAAACACACACACUAUGUUGCCAAAAGUAUUUGGCCACCUGCCUUGACUCACAUCAGAACUUGAAGUGCCAUCCCAUUCCUAACCCAUAGGGUUCAAUAUUACGUGGGUUCACCUUUUGCAGCUAUUACAGCUUCAACUCUUCUGGAAAGGCUGUCCACAAGGUUGAGGAGUGUAUUUUGAUGAAUUUUCAACCAUUCUUCCAGAUGUUGGUCGAGAAGGCCUGGUUCUCAGUCUCUGUUCUAAUUCAUCCCAAAGAUGUUCUAUCAGGCUCUGGUCAGGACUCUGUGCAGGCCAGUCAAGUUCAUCCACACAAGACUCUUUUAUCCACGUCUUUAACGACCUUGCUUUGUGCACUGGUGCACAGUCAUGUUGGAAGAGGAAUGGGCCCGCUCCAAACUGUUCCCACAAGGUUUGGAGCAUGGAAUUGUCCAAAAAUGUUUUGGUAUCCUGGAGCAUUCAAAGUCCCUUUCACUGCAAAUAAGGGGCCAAGCCAAACUACUGAAAAACAACCCCACACCAUAAUUCCUACUCCACCAAAUUUCACACUCGGCACAAUACAGUCCGACAUGUACCGUUCUCUUUGCAACCUCCAAACCCAGACUCGUCCAUCAGAUGGAAAAACGUGAUUCAUCACACCAGAGAACGGGUCUCUACUGCUCUAGAGUCCAGUGGCAACGUGCUUUACACCAGUGGUCCCCAACCACCGGGCUACGGCCCGAUUGGUACCGGGCAGCAGAAGAAUUUUUUAUAAAAAUUUUUUUUUUUUCAUGAAAUCAACAUAAAAAACAUAAGAUACACUUACAAUUAGUGCACCAACCCCAAAAAACUCCCUUUUUCAUGUCAAAUUAUCAAGCGUUGACCGGUCCGCAGCUACAAAAAGGUUGGGGACCACUGCUUCACACCACUGCAUCCGACGCUUUGAAUUGGACGUGGUGAUGUAUGGCUUAGAUGCAGCUGCUCGGCCAUGAAAACCCAUUCCAUGUAGCUCUCUGCGUACUGUACGUGGGCUAAUUGGAAGGUCAGAUGAGUAGGAAGUCAGCGACCUCAGUGCACUAAUGCGCUUCAGCAUCCACUGACCCCUCUUUGUCAGUUUACGUGGCCUACCACUUGGUGGCUGAGUUGCUGUUGUUCCCAAAAUCUUCACUUUUCUUAUAACAAACCCAAGAGUUAACUUUGGAAUAUUUAGGAGAGAGGAAAUUUCACGACUGUAUUUGUUGCACAGGUGGCAUCCUAUGACCGUUCCACGCUGGAAAUCACUGAAAGCGGCCCAUUCUUUCACAAAUAUUGUAGAAACAGUCUCCAGUGCUUGUUUUUCUACACCUGUUUCUGAUCAUUUGGAUGGGUGGCCAAAUACUUUUGACAAUAUAGUGUAUAUAUAUGAUCAAACCUUGGGAAGACCUGGGACCUUUUGUGGGUCUUUUUAUUACCUUCGAAGAUGACAUCAUGCAACAGAAUGCUCAUUUUAAAAGUGGUAAAAAAAAAAUGGCCACAGAAGUUGUAAAGGAAUUCAUCUCAAAAUUUGCGUUAUCCAGUAGAGGUGAGAAUCUUUGUGCACCUCACGAUUCGAUUACGAUUUCGAUUCAGAUGAUACGAUUCGAUUAAAAAACGAUUAUUGAUGCAUCUUUAGUUUAUUAAAGUUAAAGUAGCAAUGAUUGUCACACACACACUCGGUGUGGCGAAAUUAUUCUCUGCAUUUGACCCAUCAACCUUGAUCUCCCCCUGGGAGGUGAGGGGAGCAGUGAGCAGCAGCGAUGGCCGCGCCUUGGAAUCAUUUUUGGUGAUUUAACCCCCAAAUAACCAGCAACUUGAGGGUUGCAGGUUCGAUUCCCGCUUCCGCCAUCCUAGUCACUGCCGUUGUGUCCUUGGGCAAGACACUUUACCCACCUGCUCCCAGUGCCACCCACACUGCUUUAAAUGUAACUUAGAUAUUGGGUUUCACUAUGUAAAGCGCUUUGAGUCACUAGAGAAAAGCGCUAUAUAAAUUCACAAUUCACAACUCCAACCGUUGAUGCUGAGUGCCAAGCAGGGACGUAAUGGGUCCCAUUUUUAUAGUCUUUGGUACGACUCCCAAUCUACCGAUCUCAGGGCGGACACUCUGACCACUAGGCCACUGAGUAGGUUGUGUAUAUUGAUGCAGUAUUACAUUUAUUUUUAUUUAAACAUAAGCGUUUUUCACUUUCAAUUUAAAAAAAAAUAAAUGGGAAUAAAAAAACACAGUUAAAUUGAUUCCCACAUUUAAUAAAUUAAUGAAAAUGUGUGCAAAACUAGACCAUAAUUGCCUGAUAGUAAAGAAGUUGGUGGGAUCAUUUUAGAACUGUCUGCAACACUUUAUUUACAAUAAAUACAUCGAUUAUCAAUUAUUGACGUUUACUAAUUGAUUCAAUAAUCUUUCAUGUCCGAAUUGCAAUGCAUCUAAAAAUCGAUUAUUUUCCACACCUCUAUUAUCCAGGAAGUAAUUUUUUACACAAGGUAAUGAGUGAGUGUAUAUUAGUGUUCCCCGGGACCCUUUUGUCCCCCAUUGACUCCGUUUUAUAACGGCCAUUUUUCAAUAUACUGUAAACUUGUUAUAAAAUAACGCUUUUUCCACAAACACCAAAUGAAUCCAAGCAUUUCCUUUUGAAAUAUGUGUAAAUACUAUCAGAGGUGUAAUUUGACCUCUUAACUGGAAAUACUGCCAGAGUACCUUAAAAGCAUACUGAAAUGAGAUGUUCUUAUUUAAACGGGGAUAGCAGGUCCAUUCUAUGUGUCAUACUUGAUCAUUUCGCGAUAUUGCCAUAUUUUUGCUGAAAGGAUUUAGUAGAGAACAUUGACGAUAAAGUUCGCAACUUUUGGUCGCUAAUAAAAAAAGCCUUGCCUGUACCAGAAGUAGCAGACGAUGUGCGCGUGACGUCACGGGUUGUGGAGAUCCUCACAUUGUUUACCAUCAUGGCCACCAGCAGCGAGAGCAAUCCGGAUCGAGAAAGCGACGAUUUCCCCAUUAAUUUGAGCGAGGAUGAAAGAUUUGUGGAUGAGGAAAGUGAGAGUGAAGGACUAGAAAAGAAGAAGAAAAAAAUAAAGACAAGAGGGCAGUGGGAGCGAUUCAGAUAGGGAAGAUGCUGUGGGGGUGGCAGGACCAUUCGGCCAGGCCCAACGCAACAAGGGAUAGAGCCAUACCCCUUUGAACACGACGGUGACGGUCAGGAGGACGCUGCGGAUAUUAAUGGUGGAGUGGCACACGACAUAGAUCGCCUUCAGAAUACAGAAAAGUAAAAUGUUUUUUAUUAAUACACAUAAUACACUGUACUUUGUGUGUGUGGUCCAAUCCAACCGUGUUCGCUUGACAUCUCUGUUCCAUAGUAAAGCUUGACUGUCAACUUUCGGGAAUGUAAACAAUGAAACACCGGCUGUUUGUGUUGCUAAUGCCGGCCGCAAUACACCGCUUCGCACCUACAGCUUUCUUCUUUGAUGUCUCCAAUGUUCAGUGAACAAAUUGCAAAAUAUUCAGAAUACUGUGGAAUUUUGCGAUGAAAACAGACAACUUAAUAGCUGGGUACGAUGCUGGAACAAAAUGUCCUCUACAAUCCGUGACGUCACGCGCACGCGUCAUCAUACCGAGAUGUUUCGGCAGGAUAUUUCGGCGCGAAAUUUAAAAUUGCAAUUUAGUAAACUAAAAAGGCCGUAUUGGCAUGUGUUGCAAUGUUAAUAUUUCAUCAUUGAUACAUAAACUAUCAAACUGCGUGGUCGGUAGUAGUGGCUUUCAGUAGGCCUUUAAGUUUAUAUUAGACGCAUAGUUGCUUUGAUCUGCCCACAACUAUGAUGUCAUCAAAAAUGUUGGUGGGUUGGUAAUGACAUGUAAUGUGAAUCUAAUAUAGUGUGUAACUUUGCUGCCUCUUGGCCAGGACUCCCUUGAAAAAUAUUUGUUUUAAUAUCAAUGGGAUUUUUUUCCUGCUUAAAAAAAAAAAAAAAAGACGGUUGUAUGUAUAGAAUGUGGCUACAAUAAUAUUGUGCGUGCAUUGCAUACUUUGUUUUUGCCAUAACAAAACUGGGAUUUCUUUGACAAAAAGGGCAUAAAACAUCAACAAAACUUUAGAUGGACAAAUAGAUCUGAAAUGUAUCUAUAAAUUUAAGAGUAGAAACUAAAAAAAAAAAACUUGUUUUACUUAUUUUUAAGGCUUUUAUGGCAGAAAUCCUUUCAGGUCUCCGGGACUUAUAGCAUUCACCAUAUUUGGGCGCUUCCCCAAGUGUUAAUUGGAUAAACAAAUUAAUUUAACAUCAUGUUUAUGGGAGUAGAGAGCACACGGGACCCCACUUUCGGAUUUUGCUACGAGUUCUUAUAGUGUCUCUCACCUUCUUUAUUCGAGUGUUGGCACUUGCAACUUUUUUUGGCCCUACGGUUGCUUAUUUUUUUAUCUUGGUUGUACAAUAACCGAGAUGCUACGCCAACAUAUUAAUCCUCAAACGAAAACAGAGGUACCACCGUAGAAAUGCCAUGCUGUCUAUUAUCGAUCAAAGCAAUAUCUCCUGUGAUAAGGACUAUUAUUAUCAUUAUUAUUAUUACAUAGUACAUACAUACAGUACAAUAUAUCUUUGUCAUGUUUUAUUAAGUCACCUCGGUGUUUAUUUUAGUGUACAGAUGCUUAGAUAGGUCUUACUUUAUAAGGGCAUUUAAUAUCUAGUUUCAUGUGAAUGUACAUAAAACAUAACUACAGUAUAUACAUAAGAUAUAAUCAUUAUGCUUUUGUUUUCUACCGCUGACCAAUACAUUAGCUUUCAUUAGACUGUGAUUGUAUACCUUUUGUUUCUUUUUUAGACACGCAUGUUUUUUAUUGGUCAAACAAUCAGUACUUAUAAUUUCUAAGUAGCGUGGCUUUUUUUUUUUUUACGAAUAACAAGCCAAGAAAGUGCAAUUUUUUCCACUGUUUACAUAUCCUGCAUAUAUUUUUCCUUCCCUUUCCUGAUUAUUGGAUUUUUAUAGCGAAAAGGUACAACAAUAACAACAACAAAAAAAAGUUAUUUAUCUAGUUUGCAUGACAUGUAUUACCUUUGCCUGCUGCCUCUCAAAUGCAUCUGGAAAAAAAACACAAUUGCCAUAGAAAGUCAGCUUUUUUUCUUUUUUGCUUCUCUAUCCAGUAAUUAUAAUAAAAAACAUUUUAUGUCUAAGAACUAAACCACGCUUGGCCAAGCAGUGUUGUGGAGUGUGUUGUCCUCCAUAAUGACCCACAAUAGAGGACGUGUAAUCGUAGCUACUAUUCGGGGGUGGGGGCUGAGGAUGACUCGGGGGAAUUAUUCCCCUUUGGUUGCCUUCAAAAACAACCAUGGCAGCUAUUAAUGGCGCUUCUCGAACAAGGGUCAGCAACCUUUACUGUCAAGAGACAUUUGGCUCGCUUUUCCACUAUAAGAAAAACAGUCGGAAGUAGUGUUGUCCUGAUACCAACAUUUUGGUACAUGUACAUUUUGGUGCAUGUACCAAAAUGUAUUUCAAAAUAAAGGGGACAACAAAAAGAUGACAUUAUUGGCUUUAUUCUAACAAAAAUGGUAUGAUACAUUAAACCAUGGGUGUCCAACAUGCAGCCCGUGCUAAUUUUGCAAGGAAAAACUGCAUCAAAUAUUUUGCUACUUGACAAAUGACACGAAUGAUAGUAUUCAAGAUUUUUGUUGCUAUUUUUGUAGGUAUACACCUUAGUCUUAGUUUGGUACUUGAUGGUUGCUAAUGUUAGCAUUCCAGCAUUUUAAACUAAUUUUUGUAGUAAUAUAUUUUGGUACUUGUUACAGUUAGCAUUUUACCAGGCGAACAUAAGUAUGUUAGCUUUUUGAGCUAAUUUAGAAAGUAUACACCAGGGACGUCAAACAGGUUUUACACGGCUCGCGGGAUGAGUUUGCUAAGUGUAAAAAUGAGCUGAAAUUUUUGAGUGAAAAAAACUGUUCUAAAUGUGUCCACUAGAUGUCGCAAUUGCAAUUCUUUGUAUCUUUGUAGAUGCUACAUAUUUAAAAAAACAAAAAAAAAACACAUAAUGAACAAACUGCAUGAAUAACAUCCUGUAAUUUGACUUUGAUAUUAUUUUUUCAUCCUAAAAGAUUGAACAUUCGCACCAAUGAGUUGACUGAUGAACAUUAUCACAUCAUUUAUUCAGAAAGUAUAAAUAACGACAAAUAAAGGUAGAAUACUAUCAACCGCAACAUGUAAGUGUAAAAACAAACGAAUAACAUUAUGAUUUGUACAUUUUCAGAAUGUGCUUGUUCUAUUUUUAAACAAAGAAAACAAUCUGAAGUUGUCUUUAUUUUUAAGUUAUCGUGCCGUGAUUUUUUUGAGUAGCUUCUUCUCCAUGUGGCCCCCGAUUGAAAAUGAGUUUGACACCUAUGGUAUACAAUGUCAUGACCUGUCAUGUCUAAUUUUGAAUCCAUUCAUCCAUCUUCUUCCGCUUAUCCGAGGUCGGGUCGCGGGGGCAGCAGCCUAAGCAGGGAAGCCCAGACUUCCCUCUCCCCAGCUCCUCCCGGGGGAUCCCGAGGCGUUCCCAGGCCAUGAUUUUGAAUUUGUGUUUUUUUUCCGUGUUUAACGCUUAGUUCCUGUUGUGCACUCUUAUUUUGUACUUUUCACUUCCUGUUUUCUUGUCUCCUGCAGUACCUUGACGUUGCUUGCCGGCACACAGGUUCCGUGUUUAUAAUCAAGACUAUUUCAGUUCUGGGUCAAGUUGGGUCAAUGGCAUUUUUUCACACACGUUCCUCUCGAACUUUUGGUUGGGACAUUCUGUCAAGCUCGGGUUGCAUGUUAACAAUUGUCAGUCGGGAUUUUCAGGACGCAGGAGAAUAUAGGCGAUAGUUUACAGGUAUGAAGAGAUUUAUUCCGAGACAAAACAAACAAAUAAAAGACGAAUGCUGUUGG
Molecule: messenger RNA, 13868 nt
Organism: Nerophis ophidion (straightnose pipefish)
Lineage: Eukaryota; Metazoa; Chordata; Actinopteri; Syngnathiformes; Syngnathidae
Product: histone-lysine N-methyltransferase ASH1L-like
Exons: 14
Coding region: 607-6138 (1843 amino acids)
Molecular function (GO): DNA binding
Source: RefSeq, a predicted model, not a curated record